Molecule: messenger RNA, 903 nt
Organism: Iphiclides podalirius (scarce swallowtail)
Lineage: Eukaryota; Metazoa; Arthropoda; Insecta; Lepidoptera; Papilionidae
Source: the annotation of a GenBank genome assembly
AUGCAGGCUUUGAACUGUCGGAUAAGAACGGCGCCCAGCAAGGAAAGUGAAUUGAUGAGAAUAUAUUCGUCGUGCGCGGAUAAACCGAAUCGAAGAUUCCCGAACAGCCGUAAGAGUCAGAACAGUCACAGAGACGAAGCGCCGACAACCACGCACCGAAGCACCACAAGAAACAACUAUGAUUCUAUUAAAAAGAUAAAAGAAAACGAAUGGACCACCAAAAGGUAUAGGCAGUGGGAAAGGGUCGUCGUGACCGAUACGACGACGGAGAAGAGCGACUACGAUUACACGACGGACGACGAGGCCGACAGGAGUACGGAUGGAGAUGAAGAGGGAACCAAUCGGAGAAGAGAAAUGGUCGGCAUCGAGAGGGGCGGCGAGAUUAAGCUUGGCGAGGACUACAGCGAUGAUUUGACGCAGUAUGAGAACUACCGUACACUGAUCAAGCGCGCAAUUCGAAAGGAGGUAGGUAGGAGAAAGGAAAAGAGCUCCCCGCAAAGGAGUCGGUACAACCCCAACGCGAGGAGGCGUCCCAAAGAGGAUGAAAGCCUGCGUGAUGAAGAGGACUCGGAAGACAACGAAGAUUCCUCUAAGGAUGAAGCAUGCGCUCUACACUGCUUUAUGGAGACGCUGAAAAUGACGGACGAAAGAGGUUUUCCUAACAGGCAUUUAGUCAUGCAAGCAAUUACAAAGGACAUUGAAGACGAGGAAUUGAAGGAGUUUCUGCAGGAAUCCACUGAAGAAUGUUUCGAAAUAUUGAAUGCGAGUAAGGAUGACAAGUGCGACUUCGCCAAGGAUUUGCUUAUAUGCCUCUCCGACAAGGGGAAGAAUAAUUGCGACGAUUGGAAAAAUGACGGACGCGAUGUACAGGGCCCCGUGGCGAGGGGGUAUUCUAAUCUGUGG